AUGGGCCUUGAGGGCCCCGAGCUGCAGCUGCUGAGGGAGCCAGGCAGGGAAUGCGGGGCCGUGAGGAUGCAGCCGCGCCAGGCCGGCCUCAGCCACGGCUGCCCUCCAGCCCUGGCACUCACUGUGACGUCACCGGGCCCAGCUCUGCCAUGCAUUUGUGAUGCCCCCCUGGAGCCACUGCAGCCGGAGGGGUGCCAGCCUGGGCUGAUGGCGGAUUGGGCGAGUCUGGACUGGAACAAGAGGAAGAUGCUCCCACUUGUGAUGGUGUUGCUCCUAGCACUCAGGGGACAUGCCCACGAUGACGGAGAAACCGUUCGGUGCGGCUACCGACCCGCCUUUCCAAACUCAUCGUGGCUGCCAUUCCGCGAGCUGCUUGAGGUUCAGCAUGGCGAGUUCCCCUGGCAAGUGAGCGUCCAGGCUUUCCAGAAACACGUGUGUGCCGGCGCCAUCAUCCACCGGUGGUGGGUUCUCACGGCCGCCCACUGCUUCCCGGGAACGCUAUUAGAAAGGGCCCUGAUGAAUGUCACCGUGGUCAUGGGAGUGAAAACACUGAGUGACAUCCGUCUGGAGAGGAAGCAGGUGCGGAAGAUCAUCGCUCACAACGAUUACCGCCCGCCCCGCCUGGACAGCGACCUCUGCCUGCUGCUGCUGGCCUCCCCGGUGCACUUCACCAACUUCAAGAUGCCCGUCUGCCUGCCGGGGAAGGAGAGCCGCUGGGACCGGUGCUGGAUGGCAGAGUGGGUACCGGCUCAGAGGUAUGGCCCACACGACAACCUCAACAUGAACCUGAAGAAGCUGAGGGUGGUUCAGAUUAACAGGAGAGAAUGCGCCAAGAGGGUGACCCAGCUCCCCAGGAACUCGCUCUGUGCUUGGCAAGAACUCCACACCAAAGGCACCUGCCAGGGAGACAGCGGGGCACCCAUGGUGUGUGCCAAAUGGGGGACCCAGAGGCUCUACCAAGUGGGUGUCUUCAGCUGGGGCCUGGACUCCGGCUCUAGGGGGAGGCCCGGUCUGUUUGUAUCUGUGGCUCAAUUCAUUCCAUGGAUCCAGAAAGAGACCGAGAAGGAGGGGAGAGCCCUCCCCCUCUCAGGAGCCCCAAGAAGCUCCCUGACCCCUGCUCCACAGUGCUCCGGGUUGCUAGCCCUGGGGUCUCAAGUUCUGCUCGUGUCCAUGUUUAUCAGCGAUAAAUUAUAUGGCUAA
This is a messenger RNA of Dipodomys ordii (Ord's kangaroo rat), 1200 nucleotides long. RefSeq names its product serine protease 55-like. Lineage: Eukaryota; Metazoa; Chordata; Mammalia; Rodentia; Heteromyidae. Gene Ontology annotation, biological process: proteolysis. Bases 1 to 1200 code for a protein of 399 amino acids. Gene Ontology annotation, molecular function: serine-type endopeptidase activity. The record is from RefSeq and is a predicted model, not a curated record. The transcript is spliced from 5 exons.